UGUUUUACUCAAACCUCCGUUAUUAAUCUGAUGUGGCAUUCUGUUACAGGUUGCUUAAGUUAAUAAAAGGAAAAUAAAAAAAGGAGGCAAAAGAAAAAUAAACUGAGAGCUGACGGAUAUAAAUUGAUCGUUUCUUCGCUUCUCUCUGUUGCCAACAGAAACUUCCCGCUCUUCUUCUUUUUCCCCCAAUUCUCGAGUUUCUAGGGUUCUUACUUUCUCGCUUUCAAUGGAGGAAUCGACGGCGGAGUCUACGGCAGCAACCGCCGAUGCUCUGAGGAUGGAGUUAAAGAAGACGAUUGCGGAGAUUCUCGACGACGGAGGAGUAAGCGAAGAUCGCGGUGAGACUGACGGAAGCUCCCGAGUCUUGAAAGCAAUUGACGAGGCGGUUCGAAUGCUGAAUCUUCUGAGGGAAGUUGAAUCGAAGUUGCCGGACUCUGAUACUUCUUCGUCUUCUCCGACUUCUCUGCCCGAAGUGCCGAAAGAGUUCAAGUGUAUGCUCUCGCACGCGAUCAUGAGCGAACCUGUAGUCAUCGCUUCUGGCCAGACCUAUGAAAGGAGAUACAUCCAACAGUGGCUGAUGUGUAAAGUGACAUGUCCCAAGACCAGAGAAGUCCUCUCUCACCGUUUGUGGUCACCCAACUAUUUGGUCGCUGAGUUGAUUGCGCAAUGGUGUCAAGCCAACAAGUACGAUCGGCCAGAACCAUCUGAUAAACCCAUUGGACUGUUCAAUGAUGACAUAGACCUAUUGCUUCAGAGGAUCUCUUCUCCCUCCUCAGUUGAAGAUCAGACAAAAGCUGCAAAUGAGCUGCGCCGCCAGACCAAGAGAUUUGACAAUGUCCCGGCCUCGUUUGUCGCUGAGAUCCCUGAAUCCAUCACACGGUUGCUCACUCCGCUCUCUGCUUUGGGCGAGGACAUUGACUCGAACCCGGGAUUUCAGAAGGACAUCAUCACCGCAUUGCUUUACAUCUCGGGUCUUGAGGAGAACAAAACAGCAGUUGCUCAGCACCCUCUUGUGAUCCCACUGCUUACAAAGUCUUUGAAGCAGGGGACAGCUAAGACACGAAGAAACUCUGCAGAGGCGUUAUGGCUACUUUCAAAGCUUGAUUCUAACAAGACCAUCAUCGGGAACUCAGAUACGCUCAAGGCUUUAGUACAUGUCAUCAAAGAGGAUCAUUUCACUGCCGCCAUAAGCGCCUCCUAUGCUGUUUUCCACCUCUGUUGCCUACCGGAGAACAGGGAGAAAGUGGUUUCAGAAGGUUUGAUUCCAGCGCUGAUCAACAGGAUUAAAGAACGAAGCUACGUGUAUGUCUACUUUGCUCUCUUGGCGCUUAUGACUGCACAAAACGGGGUGAUUGAAGAAAUAGAGGAUCUAGGGUUUGUGGAUGGUAUGUUCAGUAUCUUGAGGAAUACGAGUUGCUCAGUGACUGGCGAGAACGGUACAUUGAUCUUCCGUCGCAUGUGCGGUCUGAACACGGGUGACAGAGACAGAGAGAGGACUAGGCUGAAGCUGAUCAAAGAAGAGGAGGAUAAAUACUCGACAUUUUCGAAGCUUGCAAAGCAAGGAUCACAACGUGCAAUGAUGGAAGCAGAAGCGAUUUUGCAGUGGAUCAAGAGGUCCGGUACAGGUGAAGAGCCAUAAAGGGGAUGAAGGGAACCACCACACUCAGGUCUUGUUGAUAAAUAAAACGAUUUGGUGAUGCAUGUAAAAAUUUUAGAAAGAAGCAAAAGUUGUAUAGUUUUCUGAGAACGUUUAGUUACUAAAGAGGGCCUGACUGUUGCUACUCUUAAUUGACGUUUCCGAUUCAUAAUC
Molecule: messenger RNA, 1810 nt
Organism: Brassica rapa (field mustard)
Lineage: Eukaryota; Viridiplantae; Streptophyta; Magnoliopsida; Brassicales; Brassicaceae
Product: putative U-box domain-containing protein 46
Biological process (GO): protein ubiquitination
Molecular function (GO): ubiquitin-protein transferase activity
Source: RefSeq, a predicted model, not a curated record